Molecule: messenger RNA, 1285 nt
Organism: Drosophila willistoni
Lineage: Eukaryota; Metazoa; Arthropoda; Insecta; Diptera; Drosophilidae
Exons: 2
Coding region: 102-941 (279 amino acids)
Source: RefSeq, a predicted model, not a curated record
CCUAGUAAGUCGUGUAAUUUUAAUCCCUUUUAGUUUAUACAUAUUUACAAAGAUCAUAAUUUGCUCAAAAUUCAAUAUUAGUCUGCAAAAAAAACGAAAACAUGUGUGAAAGACCUAAAAAUGCGAUAACCCACGAUAUGGUGCAUCAUCUCCGUUACGAUAAGCCAAAAUUCACUGUUGCGCAUGAUAUGAAACCUACAAAAUUUUGGCCAGGAGCUCGUUUUAUGGUCGUCUGUGAGAAUGGUGAUCUGAAUACGGCUGCCUAUUGCUUGGCCAAUUUCAUGCAGGAGCCAUUUCAAGAUUAUCCUAUGGCCACGGUGGCUGUGCAAGAAUCGAUCCGAGACGAUUUCAUUGAACGUGUGCGAAUACGUUUCAAGCAAUUGAAACCUCAUGUAGCGUUACAUCCGAAUUUCGAGAGGAACUACAAUUUGCUGAAACACGAUGGAAAUAUUAAAUACGUUGUGGCCUAUGAUGAAGAUGCUCCAGCCUGUGCCAGUCCCGUUCUGGUGACCGAGGGAGUUACGCAUAUUUAUUUUCCCAGUGGUGCCACUGGAAUGACCACGUUACAUAAAUUUGAAACAAUACCGGAUGUGAGUCUGAUCUUUGGCAAAGAGACACCACCUUUUGAUUCGAUUUGUAUAUUUGAUGAAGGGAUUAUAAGUGUGUAUGACUUGGCUCCGCGUGUUAAAUGUGUAAAGUUCUUUGUAAAUUGCAUUGACGUCUCCCUGGUGCCCAUAAUGGAGUAUUAUUCCAGUAGGACACCUCGUGUGGUAUACAAGAAUGGCUAUCACUAUGAAACACUCAGUAUGAACGAUACUUGGCGCAUCAUUGUCUAUCCAUAUCUCGCUUCGUUAGCUCGUCCUUGCUGUUGUCCAGCGGGUCUAUGCAAUUGUCAUUUUACAAAUUUGAUUUGCUGUGAGGAGAACUUACAUUUAAAAUAGUAAGAGUGAGUGUCUUCUGAUUUGCUUCAGUCGUCGUUUGCUGUGUGAUAUCUGCAGAGUUUUCAGUCGUUUUUCCAUUGCCAAGAAGAGGAAAAGAUAUUUCAACAGUUCUGCAAUGAGUAGUGGCGCGGCUUGGAGACCGGCAACAUGUGUGAGCUAUAAUUUUCGCGGUAGUUGCCUUUUGAAUGGCUCAGAAUACAGUCCAAGCAGGCUAUAAUGAACUUUCAAAAUUGCAACAAAUGUACAAGUGUUGCAUAUAAAUUUCUUGUGAAUUGUAUAAAUUAAGAAUGAUAUUCCAUGUGGCCAUAAAUUUUACAAUAAAUUGAAAAUCAAUGUAUAAUGUA